AAAUUAGAGAUUGGUUAAUUAGGGUUUAGGGAGGAAUUCUUUUUAUCUUAAAACUUUUUAAUACAUAUAUAUAUAUAAAAAACCCAGAGAUUUGUUUUUAUUUAUAUAAAUAAUUUUUAAUUAAUUACUGAAUUUUCCAGGGAGGAAACUCUUCAAAGGCUCCAAACUUUGACCAGGGUUCAACAACAAGCAGUAGAAUGAAUUGCAGACGACGUCCAUUUUACACCUGGGGAGUGUCCGCCAUUAAUAUCUCUCACAAAGCUUACGUAAAAGCUCAAGCCUUGAGCGAACCCUUGGGAUUAAUGGCGAAAUGGCUUCUAACAAUAAGCUUAAAUAUGGUUUCCUGUACUCUCCUUUGUUUGAAACAAUUCUGGUUAGCCGUAUUCUUCUUUGUGGAUGAUUGUAUCUUAGCACUCGAAAAUGUGGUUGAAAGGGUUUUCCCACCAUCCAAACAUGUUUUCGACAAGGUCGAUGAGAUUGUCCAAACCAUCGAAACCCUCCCUGGAAAAUUUGAUGACAUUUUAGACGAAUUCCCAGUGAUCAUCAAGCAAGUUCCAUUUCUGGAAUGGGGAUUAAGCCUUGUAAUCUCAUGGUUGAAGCUAUUAACUUCCAUAUUAACUCGUUGGGGUUCACGAAACACCAAGGAAAAAGAGAUUGCAGUCGACACAGCUUACGAGGAGGUCAUCAAUGGCAAUGUGCCAGUAGCUGAAACUGAGCAUAACGAAGCAAAGCUCCCCACAGAAUCCCCUAACAUUAGGCAUGACGAUAACAAAAAGCUUGUCGUUGACACAACUUACAAUCAGGUCAACGGUGAUGUAUCAGUAGCGCGAACUGACCGGAACAAAGCAAAACCCUCCACAGAAUCGAUUAAUGUUAGGCACGAUGAUAACAAAAAGCUUGUCAUCGGAAAAGUUUAUAACAAGGUCAAUGGCGGCGUAUCAAUAGCGGAAACUAAGCCGAACGAAGUAAAGCCCUCCAUAAAAUCCCUUGAUGUUGGACAUUACGAUAAAAAUAAGCUUGUCGUUGACACAACAUACAAUGAGGUCAUCAAUGGCGACGUAUUAGUAGCUGAACCUGAGGAUAUCGAAGCAAAGCUCCCCAAAGAAUCCUUUAAUGUUGGGCAUGAUGGAAAGUUUGUCAUUUACUCGACUUAUAAUGAAGUCAUUAAUGACGGUGUAUCAGUAGUGGAAACUAAGCAAAACGAAGCAAAGCUCUCCAGAGAAUACUUUAAUGUUGGGCAUGAUGAUGAUGGAAAGUUUGACAUUGACAUAGCUUAUAAUGAAGUCAUCAAUGGCUGCAUAUCAGUAGCGGAAACUGAGCAAAAUGAAGCAAAGCUCCCCAGAGAAUCCUUCAAUGUUGGGCAGGAUGAUGAUGGAAAGUUUGACAUUAACGCAGCUUAUAAUGAAGUCAUGAAUGACGGCGUAUCAAUAGUGGAAAUGGAGCAAAACGUAGCGAAGCUCCCCAGAGAAUCCUUCAAUGUUGGGCAGGAUGAUGAUGGAAAGUUUGACAUUAACGCAGCUUAUAAUGAAGUCAUGAAUGACGGCGUAUCAAUAGUGGAAAUGGAGCAAAACGUAGCGAAGCUCCCCAGAGAAUCCCUUAAUGUUGGGCAUGACGAUAACAAAAAGUUUGUCACUGACACGACUUACAAUGAGAUCAUCAAUGGCGACGUAUUAGUAGCUGAAGCUGAGCAUAAUGAAGUAAAGCUCCCCACAGAAUCCCUUAAUGUUCGGCAUGAUGAUAAUCAAAAACUUGUCUUUGACACAACUUACAAUGAUGUCACCAAUGGCAGCCUAUCAGUAGCGGAAAUUGAGAAAAAAGAAGCAAAGCUCGCCAGUAAAUCUCUUAAUGUUGGGUAUGAUGAUAAGGGGAACUUCGUCAUUGAUACGACUUGUAAUGAAGUCAUCAAUGAUGGCAUAUCAGUAGCGGAAACUGAGCAAAACAAAGUGAAGCUCCCCACAGAAUCCUUUAAUAUUGAGCAUGAUGGUAACAGAAAGCUUGUCGUUUACACACCUUACAAUGAGGUCAUCAAUGGCGACAUAUUAAUAGUUGAAACUGAGCAUAACGAAGUAAAGCUCCCCGUAGAAUUCUUUAAUAUUGGGCAUGAUGACAAUGAAAAGCUUGUCAAUGACACAGCUUAUAAUGAGGUCACUAAUGGCCGCGUAUCAAUAGCGGAAACUGAGCAAAACGAAGUAAAGCUUCCUACAAACUGCCUUAACAUUGGGCAUGGCGAUAAGAAAAAGCUUGUCGUUAACAAAGCUAAUUACAAGGAGGCCAUCAAUGACAGAAAAUCACUAGUGGAAACUAAACAAAACAAAGCAAAGCUCCCCAUAGAACCUCUUGGUGUUGGGCUCGACGACAAUGAAAAGCUUCAAAAACCAGAAACUAAAGCAGAAAACAAGGUUGGUCAGACAAGUAACCGGAGUAGUAAUGUCAAAGCAACGUAUAAAGACGUAUUAAAUUCGAAAGUGACGUAUAAACAGGCAUUAGAGAGGGGAGCUAGAGAAAAUAUAGAAAAUAAAAAGAUGAAAACAAUGAAAAAAGUGGGAAUCAGACGAUAAAGAAGUUGUGAAGCUGAAUCGAGUGAAAGAAAAUGGCAAUGCAACUAAAGAAUGAAUAUUUGAUUUCUGAAUAGGUUUUUUUUUUAUGAACUGUCCAGUAAAAAAUUCGCCAUUGAACCUCACUCCAAUUUCUGUUUCAUAUGCAUAAGUGCCUGCAAUCGGGGGAAAUAACAAAGACUUCCAGUUUGUUGUCAUCAUGAAUUAUUAUACUGCUAAUGUUAGGUUAUCUUUAUUGUACAUUUUAGCAUAAUUGUCGGGGGAUAGCCAGGUGCAGCUGCUUUUGUAUAUUAUAUAAAGCUUUGGUACCUUUUUUUUUCACGAAUUUCCAGUGUUUGAAAAUUUAUAUAUAUCCCAGAUAUAUUUGUACAUCAUAGUAAGGAUAUGAUGUGUUUAAAUUAUAAUUUUUUUUUUUUUUGAAAAUAUAUUUUUGUUGUUGGAUGCAUAUCUAUAUUUG
Messenger RNA from Gossypium arboreum, 3012 nucleotides. RefSeq lists its product as uncharacterized. Lineage: Eukaryota; Viridiplantae; Streptophyta; Magnoliopsida; Malvales; Malvaceae. The coding region runs from base 198 to 2558 and encodes 786 amino acids. The record is from RefSeq and is a predicted model, not a curated record. The transcript is spliced from 2 exons.